Messenger RNA from Ornithodoros turicata, 4162 nucleotides. RefSeq lists its product as uncharacterized. The record is from RefSeq and is a predicted model, not a curated record. Lineage: Eukaryota; Metazoa; Arthropoda; Arachnida; Ixodida; Argasidae. The transcript has 2 exons. The coding region runs from base 135 to 3890 and encodes 1251 amino acids.
GUCGAGCUCGAGUAUGUGCGCUUCAAAAGGUCCGGUGACAGCGUACGAUAGGAUUAUCCUGCAUUGGGGGACCUGGCAAUGUUGACGGGCUUUAUGCGCCCAGUUUUGCAGCGCAGUGAACACGUCCAACUCCAAUGGCCCCCGCCAUCUUGCUCGUACUUCUUGGCUUCAGAUGUCUCGCUGUCUUAGGAGCUCUACAGCAGGACAGCUGCUCAGAAGAGUGCCUUCAGAAAGUCAUCCUGCAAAAACCUGACGGCCGAUUUGUGAUCAUCGAAGGGCCCUUGACAAUACCGCUAGUCGAAGUCAUCGAAUUACUGUCGCGAAACAUAUCCACCCACUACGUAACGUUCAAGGUCAAUGAAAAAGACUUUCACAUACCAAACAACGUUCAGCCAAAGCUAGUGCGCAUUCUGCAGAAGUAUUCAUUCGUCGAAGAGGUAAUUGAGGCGAUUCUUACGCGGAAUGUCCUCGAGGAGAUCAAGAAGACAACACCAGCGCACAAAAAAGCAACGCCAAAAGUGCCGUCCGUAAGACCAAGCGUUCUUUCAACACCUACUACGGUACAUGUUACCACGACUACGACAACCACGAGACCAACAACCCCUGCGCCUGCAACGAAGCCUACCUUUCUGCCGGAAGAAGCGACCACGGUGACGUGGGUGAAAUCGGAAACAAUAACGUUACCAUCGACGAAACCGUCAAGUGCCCCGGUGCAUGGCGCAACCGAAAGUGUCGAAACCGUUACCCCAGAAAUCGUGACAGAGCGUCCCCCUAGCGAGAUACCUGUCAGUGUGCAAAAUACUCUUGAUAUUGUGCAAAAGAAUCCUGAUAGCUUCGUGACCGCUUACGAAGUCUUAAAGUCUCAAGGCGUUAAGUUCCCCGAUGAUUUGACCAAGCCGAUCACGUUCGUAAUUAUCAAAGGCGUGAGAUACCGUCUUCAUGAACCAAUUGUCCCGAAGAUACCCAUCGAUGUAAGCGGAUCCGUUUUUGACCUGUCAGUUGAUGUUCAAAGGUUUCUCAAGUUCGUCAGUGUGGAAGACCAAAAGAUGGAUGCUAUCAUGACUGCGAUUAAGCAGAUUCAUGGAAAGCCUGUAAUCAAAAACGGUAAACUUGUGGCCGUCACCAUUUUGGGGAAGACCUACAGUCUGCCGCGUCCUGUAGACAUUGUUGUUGUGGUGCACGACGUCAAAUACACCCUUCCAAAAGAUCUCGAAAUACUCCUGAACAAAGUAAAAGACGAUCCACAAGCCUUCUAUCAAGUGUUGGCCCUCUUAGAGUUUUAUGGCUUCCGGACCAGGAGAACGGAGCAUGGAAGAAUAAUUAGUGUCGAAUUUGAAAGCAAGGUCUACCCAGUCAAGACGGUUACACCCAUCAAGGUGACCCUCAGGAAAAAAGUGUACACCAUCCCGGCAGAUCUGGAGAAGAUACUCUUUAAUCCUGACAGAAGACUUACUGGCGAGCUUCUACUAGAGCUUCAGAACAAAGGAAUUUAUCUGGACGUGGAUGAGAAAACAUCUACCAUCAGAGGAAUACUUAUGCAAGGCAUCCUUGUGCCUUUUCCUGUUUUCAUCAACCUUCAAAUACAAGUUGACGAAAGAAAAUUUCGAAUACCGACAGAUAUCCCAGAACUCAUCAAAGUUCUGGAGACAAAAACCUUGUCUGCAGAGCAUGUGGCGUAUAUCUACGAAAUCACCGGAAUCCAACCAGUUCUUUCACCAAACAACGAAGUCAUCGGUCUGAAAUUUAACGGCAAGACGUAUCGCAUGAAACCAAAAAAGCAGACCAUUCUGGUUAUUAACCAGUUUCGGUAUGUGCUUCCUAAAGACAACGAUAGGCUUGCGGAUGACCUCCUCAGUAGGAGGUUGGGAGCAGGAUUGUUCUUGCAAAAACUCCAGGAGGCCGGUUACACCAUUCUCUUCAAUGAGGACGGCAAAGUUAGUUCCGUUCUGAAGGGCAUGGAUAUUUUAUAUCUUCCAGUUGAGAUUGAGCUACUGAUAAUAUUAAACAAGAAGAAAUAUCGUGUUCCUAAGGACUUAGAUAAAAUGGCACAGUUCAUCGGGUCGCUGGAGUCUCCGGAGCAUGUGAACCACGUGUUAGAAAAGCUGCAAGAGCUCGGUGUACGCGUAACACAGGAUCCUUCGACAGGAAGAAUAACACUUAGAUUCAACCAACGUGAAGUUCCCAUAGUUAAGCAAGAGAAACCUUCUUUGGAAGUCCAGAUAGAUGACACAAGAUUCACCCUGCCAGAAGAACUUGACGACCUUCUUUUAUAUGCUCGAGAGAACCACGUCCCCGCCGUCACGAUCAUUAAAAUUUUGGAACGGAACAACAUUCAAGUUGAACUAGGUAACAACAACGAAAUAACCGGUGUGUCAAUCCACGGGACUGUGUUUCACACGUCCGUAUCAGAGGUCACAGAAACCGUGGAGGUUGUCGUCACUGUUGAAAAUCAGCAGUUCGUGUUUCCAAGAGACGUGCAGAGAUUUGUGAACUUUGCCAAGUCCAGAGGUAUUUCACUCGUAACUCUUAUCCCUGCUUUGGAGCAGAAGGGCAUCGAAAUGGAGUUAGGUCCGGAAGACGAGGUAAUCUCUCUAACUGUAGGGGGUCACGUGUUCCCUGUGCAUCAACCCAGGACUGUUGUGGCGGGCAGCACGGUGCUUGAGGACAUGAUUAGCAAAGUGGAAGAGGAACCAUGGGUUAUUAACGAUAUCCUGACCGAAGUUUUGAAGAUGAAAAAGCAGAAGCCUGGCACAAAGGUAGACGUCAAGAAACGACCAGACGGCUCGAUUGCAUCCAUCACAAUCAACGGACAAGUUAUUCCAAUACCACACGUAGUAAGCGUAAAACAAGUUAUUGGAGGAAAGAAGUACAUAUUUCCGCAAGAUUUCCGCGUCAUUUUCACUCGUAUCGAGAAGGACCCCUCUUUCGCAGCAAAGCUUACGAUCAAGCUCCAGAAGUCCAAAGUUCCGCUGGUGAUAUCAGAUGAUUCCAUCGUGGGAGCUGUUAUUGGAGGCAGGCGAUACAUGUUUCCCGCUACAAUCACCCUCUUCAUUCACGCUGGAACCUCCAAGACAUACUCUGUGCCUUCCGGUAUUUAUAACUUCAUCGCGGACGUCCUGGUGGCCCGAGCGUCUUCGCUAAACCUCGACGAAACCAUCGCCACAGUCAAAGCGGCUGGAAUCAUUCCGCACGUUGUGAAGAACCGUAUCGUAGAUCUACGCUUCAACGGUAAGCGAUACGUUGUUUCUAAACAGACGUCAAGUAAAGCAUCGCUAACGGUACACGUGAAGGGUAAAACCUACGUUAUCCCGCAAGACGCAAAAAAGUACGCCGAACGUCAAAAGCAAAAGGAAGUGACGUUCGGAGACCUCGUGCUUGCUAUCCACGAGGCAGGAGCCACUGUGGUCACCGACAAGGACGGCUGGAUCACGGGUUUCAGACACGGUGAUGAUGUUGGAGACAUCGGCAUAAUUUUCAAGUACUCUAUCGUCUCUGAAGGUAAAGAAUACACAAUCCCGAAACAGCUCAAGCAACUAGCUGAUGGCCUGUCGACUGCGAGCGUCGAUUGGAAGCAAACUGGGGAAUUCCUAAGAAGCUUUGGACUCACAGUGAAAGAAGAAGGAACAAAUAUAAGGAUCGGCUUUGAGGGUGUAUUCUACAACGUGAAAAGACACCUGCCCAACGCCACCAUCAAUAUGUCCAGUGACACGUAUCACCUCCCGGGCGAUAUCUACAAAAUGGUGAGGGAUAAUUUGGACCGUUGGGAGGCGUUUGAGAAGGACUUGAAGAGUCUCAAGAUGAAAAUCAAAUUGGACGAGGAUUCUAAGACACCCAAAAAGUUGACACUGAAUGGGGUAGAGUACGACGUUCCUCCCGAGCCAAACAGAUGAGAGAAGAUUUGAGCGAAUAAAGAAUUCGGAUAGUGUAUUAUGUAUAUCUACUCUGCUCCGUGUGUCCAUUUGUUGUGAUCGUGAGUGGUCAUAAAAGGUAUAAUGAACUGACAGGGGUAAUUUUUUUGUUUGCUUAUUCCUGGUGGUGCCAUGUUCUUCCGAUGCCGGGAGAGAAAAGUGUUUGCAUAUUUGUCAUGUACCCAGGCAGUAACCGAUUAAAGUGUAUUAUGUACGUGGUUAUUCCUGAAAUAAAAUUGCGCGCAUGCAUGCCA